AUGACAUCUCUAAUUAUCUUUCUGUCCGCCAUUUUCGCGGCCGCCCCAUCCGGCCUCCCUGCGACAAUCACAGCAACAUCGCUCAACUCCCGACCUGCGUCCCUCCUCGAUCAGAGCGGCACGAACCAUACAAACAUCGCCCCUCUCAUCAUUCGCCAGAACGAGAUGGAAGUCGGAUCGUCUUGCUACGGCGUUGAAGGCAUAUGGAAUUGUAUGACUACGAACUUCCAGCGAUGCGCCUCGGGACAGUGGAGCGUGGUGCUCGACACCGCUUACGGCACCGUCUGCGAGCCCGAGGGCUUCACCUACGACUUCCAGCCCGCCUUCGCAAGCUGGUUCCCGUCGGCGGAUACGACAAAGACCAUCGUGUGCACAGCUACAGCGACGGCGACGGGCGAUUCGACAGAUGCGACAAGCACGGGAAGUUCUGUUGCGCCGGCGGCUGGGGAGGCGGCGUCACGGUCCGCGAUCGGGGCGAUGCUGCUUGGCUUGACGAGCACGGCUUUGCUGUUCUUGGCCAUGUGA
Messenger RNA from Diaporthe citri, 525 nucleotides. RefSeq lists its product as uncharacterized. The transcript has a single exon. NCBI's taxonomy places the organism in Eukaryota, Fungi, Ascomycota, Sordariomycetes, Diaporthales, Diaporthaceae. The record is from RefSeq and is a predicted model, not a curated record. Bases 1 to 525 code for a protein of 174 amino acids.